Molecule: messenger RNA, 5052 nt
Organism: Astyanax mexicanus (Mexican tetra)
Lineage: Eukaryota; Metazoa; Chordata; Actinopteri; Characiformes; Acestrorhamphidae
Gene: vopp1b
Product: VOPP1 WW domain binding protein
Exons: 5
Coding region: 210-725 (171 amino acids)
Cellular component (GO): cytoplasmic vesicle membrane
Source: RefSeq, a predicted model, not a curated record
GAAAAACACCCGACGCUAUUAGCAUUGACAGUACGGGCUAAGCUGCUACGGAUACGCGGAUGUUAGCUACAGUAACCGCCGCCGCCGCUUUGUGUACAGAGAGAAAGAGGGCAUGUAGUGAGAGAACGGACGGGAGGACUGCGAUGGAGCCGUGCUCGUGACAGAAAUCUCUCCAGGUUGUGCCAAAAGAAGGGAAGAAGCGAGUUAAGAUGAAGAGCCGUCGCGGAGUGGGUGUUCUCCUAACGGUCUGGGUGCUGCUGGUGGAGUGUAUAGAGGCUAAGAAGUACUGCUGGUAUUUUCAAGAAGGAUACCCCACAUACUUCAUAUGUCGCUCUUACGAGGACUGCUGUGGGACUCGCUGCUGUGUCCGAGCCCUCUCCAUCCAGAGGCUGUGGUAUUUCUGGCUGCUGCUGAUGAUGGGCGUGCUCUUUUGCUGUGGAGCCGGCUUUUUCAUUCGGCGACGCAUGUAUCUGUCUCCUCUCAGUGAAGAGCCUGCCUUUAAUGUGUCUUUCACCAGACAGCCUGUGAGCACACCAGUCUCUCAGCAGCCUGGUAUUCAAGGCUACGGUGACCCCGGCGGUGCCAUGAUGAUGCCUCUAACCCCUGCUUACCCUGGCCAACCCAGCACAGCCCACAUGAUGAGCUCCUACCCCCCACCUCCGUCCUACUGCAACAACCCUCCGCCCUCCUACGACCAGGUCUUCAACAGCACAGAGAAAAAGUAGGGCCAGGCCUAUGCAAAGGCAUGGGGCGUGGCGUGCCACACCAGAUCACUGGUCUGAGCCAAGACGAUACCACUCCGCCCAACAGCUCCAGCCCUCGAUGGCCCUCGAGUAGUGGAUUGUGAGAUUUUUGCUUCUUUUAGGAUACCAGCAUUUUAACCCUUGCCCACCUGUUUCUUGUUCAACCUUAUAGAGGUGAAUUAUGGCCAUGGUUAUGCUUUUCUUUUUUUCAGACCCUUGAUAUAAAUGAAGAAAGUUCAAGAUUCAACAUUUUUGACAGGAAGGACAUGGCAGAGUGUGAAUAAACUGCAUGUGAAGAUCAGGAACGGUUGUACUUGGAGUAUUUAAACUUUAGUAUUUUCACAGGAAGAACUGAAAGAAGCCAAAUGAUUGUUUGCACCAUGUUACGUCCCCAGUUAUUUAACUUGAAUCAGAAGAAAAUGAGCCGGUUGUCAUUUCAGUGUUGAUUGCAUCCGUCCAGAUGAUUUGGUGGACUGAGGGCGAACUUGCUUUAGACAGAGAAAUCGGACUCUUUGCCUGGAAGACUCUCAGUAAACCACCUUCACUUACCCGAGAGCACGUUCUUCAACUCCAGCUGCAGCAUAAGGAGGACCCUCUGUGGAGGAGCACAACCAAGAGCACGAAAAGCAAGAUGGGGGUCUUUUUAUUAAUGAAAUCAAGCACAAAUUACUCUCUCUUCUCUCUCUUAUCCCACCCACUCUCUAAAGCCAUGUGAUUAAACAUCUCCGUCACACUCCAGGGUGUAUGUACUUUCUAAGCACAUUUGUGGAUUUCUUAGCACAGUCAAGUCCUGCUCUUGAAGGAAAUACAAGAUAAUAGAUAUUGAAGUUGUACCCAGCUCACAGAGAACAUUAUAAGCAUUAUAAGCAUUUUCAGGAAGCUCUAGCCUGUAAUGUUACAGAAGUAAUGUUCCAGAAUCAAGGUUCUGCAUCACAAUGUUAUUAGAACGUUUAACAUUCCCAAAACGAAAGGUUAAAAGUGACAUUACAAUGAAGUUACCAUAAUGUUUAAAGACUUAAAAAAAAAACUUCUGAAAAACAUUCACAAAACUUUACAGAUUAUACAUUUUAAGAACAUUUACUGUAAGAAUCAGAAAACGUUCUACUAACCAAAAUUUGUAAGCUGGGAAGGAUAAUGAGGAUGAUGCCCAAAUCUGCCCAAGUCCAGACUGAGCUCUUUUGUGUCACCCAGCAUGCAUUCUUAUUAUUGCAAUAGUCAACCUGGACUAAAGCCACUAAAAUAAAGCACUAAAUUCAAUUACAACACCUAUAGUUCCUUCAGGUUUAGUUUUUGAACUCUUAUUUCUGCAAGGUAAAUGAAUUAAAGAAAAAUCCAGGCAUAAAGAGUCAGACUGGUGGUGAUCUGAUUAUUGUUCCCAUCCCAUCAACAAGCAAUAGAAUCAUAUAUAUUUAGGUUGUGCCCUGCUUUCGCACUAGCAAGCAACAGUAAAACAGGAGAGCACGUGGCAAGCAACAAAUCAACUUAAGAUUUUUUCAACUUCAUGCAGUUAUGCAUUAUGACGCAGUGAAAUGACAUUCCAACCAUUCUAAUCUCCAAAAAAAUGUCAAACUGGUUCCAGAUAUGGGGGUACACGGUCCCCAGCUUCUCCUCUCUAAACUUUUUUUUUUAUUAUUCCUACCAGGAUUUAAUUCCAAUUCCCAACAGUGUGAUGCUAAACAUGGAAGCCACUAAAUAGGGACAAUUAAAGAAAAAUAAUAAAGCCUCGAAGAAUGUUAUAGAGGUUUGAGGGUUCUUAACCUUUUCUACUGUGUGGUCUCCACAGGAGAAGUACCGAAGUACUAAACAGAUCGAAUUAACUUUCUUAAAAUUGGAUCUCAAAUGGUAAAAAAAAUAUAUAUAUAUAUAUAGUUUUCUUUUACUGUUGGUUUGACAUCACAGGGUCACAUUUUAAAAAAAUUCUAAGGUGAAAGUAAAAAAAAAAAAAGGCCAGUGUUGUGUUAAAAUCUGACUCCCCUUUCCCACGGACGCAUGUCACACAACGGUAUGAGUACAACAGGCUGUGCUGGUGAUUUCUGUAUCUGCUGUAACUGUAGAUUAACCUUUAUAAAUAAACAGAAAAAAAGAAACCAGGAGGCGAACUGUUACUUUCAUUCAGCUGUUUACUUGUGUAAAGGUAGUAAAAUUUUAGUACAGAAACCAAAAUCAGUAAAAACACCUGAAAACAUAAAAAAUCACAGGAUGUAGCAAAGAAACUGAAAAUAACUGAGUAAAUACUGUAUAUAACUUACAGGUGUGAAAACACUUGUAAAAAAAAACCCAGCAGCACUGAGUUUUGAGAUUCCUUUUGAGAGAAAUUAAGAGCACUCUUCUUUUAUUGAUGGUUUUGAAGAAGAACAAGCUAAACUUUCUAAAACAGCAGAAUUGGAGAUUGAAAACACCUCAGCAUUGGACAUGUUUUUGGAGAAAGUAGAAGCACAAGCCCUGGCUAGAACCCCUGCUAAAAAUUGCAUUCAAUUACUGGGCUCCUUUCACAGUAACAUGUCAGCUUUCUUUGACAGAAAGAUAGAAUAAGGAGGCAAAUCUGGCCAAUAGUAUGCUCACCGUCUGACAGAGAAGAGUUUGGAAACUGUGAGCCGGUUUAAUAUUAAACAUUUCAGUUUAAUGAUGCCAAAAUAUAGAGUCUUAGAUUUCAUGCUUUUAUUUAAGUAAAGGAAACUGAACCCUAAACAGAACAUUUGCAGUGUCUUUCAGUACAGUGUUUUGGAGGAGAGAUUUAGGAAGAAGGUGAUGUUAAAAGUGUAUUUUAAAAAGUGGUUUAUUGAUGUUUAAUGAUUGAGUAGCACAUCUUCUAGCAUUGCUGUAUGGAACUGAAUGUUUGGGCAGUAUGUUGUGUGCUGGUUUUUGCCCAUGUUGAUUAUGUAAACUUAAUUUGUAGGGCUUUUCUAUGCAAAUGAAAGACAGGGUCAGUCUGCUGUAAGUAUGAUUUAUUUCAGUGAUUUGAUGGGUUGGUGGUUUGUUCUAAUUUUGCUAUCAGUGUAUCAAGCUUGCCUGGAAAGAUACUGUCACUGUUACUUAAAAUUACUUUAAUCCAGUGAUUUUUUAUUAUUAUUUUUUUUUUACAUAGUGACUCACUUUAUAAGAAUUCAUGGAUCAAAAAAAAUAUAUUUUUUGGACUAUAAAGUGCACCAGAUUAUAAGAUGCACUAUCAGUGUACGUUUAUUUUCUGGGGUCCCUACAUCGAAAUGAGCAAGGGUAGCAUCAUGUUCCUCUUCUAAUGGGGAAGCGCCUAAGUAAACAAAAAAGUGUAAUUCUUAAAAAAAAAAAAAUAUAUAUAUAUAUAUAUUAUUAAGUCAAACGAGUGCUAGAUGUUAAUCUACACAGAUUUCUCUCCUGAAAACUGUUUAUUUGGGUGAUUAAAGCGCUUCCAUUUAUUUACAGUAAGCUUAGAAUUACAGUAUUUUGUUCAAGGGUGAGCGCUAGCCACGGUUAGCAGUGCUAGCCAGCCGCAGUUAGCGCUAGUAAAUGCUAAUGCCGCUUUACUCAGCUUCAUUGCUAAAGAAAUUAGCUUUACUGCUUCUUACAACCUGACCGGUAAAAUUCAUACAUAAGGCGCACCUGAUUAUAAGGUGUACUGAGGAUUUUGGGGAAAAUUAAAGGGUUUUAAGUGCACCUUAUAGUCCAAAAAAUACAUGAAUUCAAAAUGAUUGAAAAUUAAAUCUUCUUAGAGUAACUUCCAUUGCAAGUUAAGUUUAUUUUCCUCUGCUGUAAAGUUGUGUUUUUGGACAUACAAGGUUUUUGUAUGAUGUGACAAGAGAUGAUAUGCAAGAAACAUGAGAAAGCGUUACUCUGAUAAAUUAAGUGAAGAUUUAGCUCCAAAAAAAAUAAAUAAAUAAUAAUAACUGACUCAGUUUUCCUUCACCUUUUGUCUACAAUAAUGAUGUCAAGAUAUGACAAUUUCAAUGUUGCAUCCAUUAAAACUGUCAGUAAUUAUGACAAUGUAACACAACGUCACAGAGGACACCAUUUCAUCAUGAAUACAGUAAUAAAUCUCCCUCUCAUUUUCCUUCUCUGUUUCAUUCUCUUAAGAUGAUGCUGAUUUUGUUUUUUGAUGCAUCUCUUUAAUCUGUUAUUAUACAGGUAAAGGAAGAUAUUUUCUUAAAGAUCCAGCUUUUUUUUUUUUUCUUGUAUUUUAUUUUUUACCGAUGGACUGUCUACUUAUUACAUCUGCACAUCUUUAUUUCCACAAUCUCGUCAUAAUUCAAAUGAAUUCAUUUAUUCAAAUCCUUCAUUUUCUUUUGCUUGUAUAUAUGAAGAUAUUCUGAUGAAUGAUAAAUGAGCUCUGUUCUGA